This is a messenger RNA of Helianthus annuus (common sunflower), 2473 nucleotides long. Its product is annotated as xyloglucan glycosyltransferase 4. Gene Ontology annotation, cellular component: Golgi apparatus. Gene Ontology annotation, molecular function: glycosyltransferase activity. The record is from RefSeq and is a predicted model, not a curated record. Bases 188 to 2191 code for a protein of 667 amino acids. Lineage: Eukaryota; Viridiplantae; Streptophyta; Magnoliopsida; Asterales; Asteraceae. The transcript has 4 exons.
AUACUCACCCUUUAAUCUCUCAAAACUCAAAACCCAUUUUCCAUUUUCAAGAUCCAAACUUUACCCCCAAAUUCUUGAUCUCAUGACACCCCAAUUUUCCUAACCCUAAACCCUCUUUCGUUCUUCAAAAUCUUGAUCUCAUUUGGGCAAAAACCCAUCUGGGUAUUGUUAAAUUCUUGCAAAAAUUAUGGCACCAAGCUCUGUGAUUGUCACAAUUGACAAAUCAAGCAACAUCUCAUUAGUAGAACUGAAUGAUUCCGACACAUCUGUGUUUCUUGAAAAGCAGAAAACAGCAAGCACAAAGCAGUUUUCUUGGACACUUUUACUAAAAGCUCAUAGAAUCCUAUGUUUCUUUCCAUGGGUUGCAAUGGGUUUUUCGAAAACCUUAAUUUCCGUUAAAAAAAGAAUUGCUUUAGCAGAUAAUAAGAGAGAUGAGGUUCAGUACAAAGAAAGGUUGAUCUAUAGAUUCAUAAGAGUGUUUCUUGCUAUAUCUAUUGUUGCUUUGUUUGUUGAGUUUAUUGCUUAUUAUCAGAAAUGGGAUUUGAAUUUUAUUCAUGAGUUUAAUCCCACUACAAAUGUGAUGGGACUGUUGCAUUGGUCGUAUAUGGGUUGGAUAUCAUUCAGGGCUGAAUAUGUUGCUCCAGGUAUUAUGAUGUUGUCACAGUUUUGUGUUGUGCUGUUUAUGAUUCAAUCGCUUGAUCGGUUUAUACUCGGUAUCGGGUGUUUUUGGAUCAAGUUUAAGAAGAUAAAGCCCACAAUUGAUGACAGUUAUGAUGUUGAAGAUGCUGACAGUUUUCCGAUGGUUCUUGUUCAGAUCCCAAUGUGCAAUGAAAGAGAGGUGUAUCAACAAUCAAUCGCAUCCGCUUGUCAACUGGAUUGGCCAAAAGACAGGAUCUUGAUUCAAGUUUUGGAUGAUUCAAGCGAUGAGCUUUUACAAAUGUUGAUCAGAAAUGAAGUGAAUGCAUGGAGGGAAAAAGGGGUUAACAUAAUUUACCGACACAGAUUCAUAAGAACAGGAUACAAAGCUGGAAAUCUUCAUUCGGCUAUGUCGUGUGAUUACGUCAAAGAUUACGAAUUCGUUGCUAUUUUGGAUGCAGAUUUCCAGCCCAACCCUGAUUUCCUUCAACUCACAGUCCCUCACUUUAAGGGGAAACCGGAUGUGGGUUUGGUUCAAGCCAGGUGGUCCUUCGUAAACAAAGAUGAAAAUUUACUUACAAGACUACAAAACAUAAAUUUAUGCUUCCAUUUUGAGGUUGAACAGCAAGUGAACGGCCACUUUCUCAGUUUCUUUGGGUUUAACGGGACCGCUGGUGUGUGGAGGAUCAAGGCUUUGGAAGAAUCCGGUGGCUGGCUUGAAAGAACCACGGUUGAGGAUAUGGACAUUGCGGUUCGAGCCCAUUUAAAUGGAUGGAAAUUUGUUUAUUUGAAUGACGUUAAAGUCCUUUGCGAGUUACCUGAAUCUUAUGAAGCUUACAAGAAACAACAACAUAGAUGGCAUUCGGGUCCUAUGCAACUUUUUAGACUUUGUCUCCCUGCUAUCCUUAAAUCCAAGAUAUCGAAGUGGAAAAAGGCGAACUUGAUCUUCCUGUUCUUUCUUUUGAGAAAGCUAAUUCUACCGUUCUACUCGUUUACACUCUUCUGCGUAAUCCUCCCGUUAACGAUGUUCAUACCAGAAGCCGAAUUACCUAUUUGGGUCAUAUGCUAUGUCCCCGUAACCAUGUCGAUUCUCAACAUCCUCCCGGCACCAAAAGCAUUUCCAUUCCUAAUGCCAUACUUACUAUUCGAAAACACAAUGUCCGUCACCAAAUUCAACGCUAUGGUUUCCGGUCUGUUCCAGCUCGGAAGCGCGUACGAAUGGGUCGUCACCAAGAAAACCGGCAGGUCAUCGGAAUCCGACCUGCUAGCUUUCGCAGAGCGAGAGUCAAAGAGCUUCAAAGAAGACAAAAUCCAAAGACGGUUAUCGGAAUCCGGGCUCGAAAUGUUGGGAAAACUAAAAGAACAAGAAGCUCCGGUGGAGCCCAAGAAGAAGAACCGGAUCUACCGAAAAGAACUCGCGCUGGCGUUUUUGCUGUUGACUGCUGCUACGAGAAGUCUUUUAUCCGCACACGGGAUCCAUUUUUAUUUCUUGUUGUUUCAAGGGCUUUCAUUUCUCGUUGUCGGGUUAGAUUUGAUCGGUGAGCAGGUGGCGUAAACGGUUGUUGGAACAUGGGUCUCGCUAAACGGUUGUACGCAGUUCGGUUUAAGAGGACUGUGGUGGUGAAUAUAGCAUGAUGAUGAUACUUGAGACUUGAUAUUAGAAAUGAUUUUUUGUGUUAUUGUAUAAUUAAUUAAUUAAUUAAUUAAUCCGAAUUGGAUGAUUAAUAUGGAUUUAACGGGUGAAUUACCACUUAAUACUCUCUGGCUCGAGGAACCAAUUAGGAGCGAGCUGUAUACAUUGUACGUGUAAUUUAUAUAUAAUUUAAUUAAUUGGACU